Odontomachus brunneus is the source of this 892-nucleotide messenger RNA. RefSeq names its product ATP synthase subunit O, mitochondrial (gene ATPsynO). The coding region runs from base 151 to 774 and encodes 207 amino acids. Gene Ontology annotation, molecular function: proton-transporting ATP synthase activity, rotational mechanism. The transcript is spliced from 4 exons. NCBI's taxonomy places the organism in Eukaryota, Metazoa, Arthropoda, Insecta, Hymenoptera, Formicidae. The record is from RefSeq and is a predicted model, not a curated record. Gene Ontology annotation, biological process: proton motive force-driven mitochondrial ATP synthesis.
UUAUUCGGAGCAAUGGCGUAGUGGUUCGAUAGAUAGGUGCCUCGGCCAUAUAUUGAACUGAACGUUGAAUAUAUCUAUUAUAUAAUGGUAUUUAACUGAACCAGUUUCUUACUUUUCCGAUUUCAGCAAAUAGUUGCGAGAUUUGGAAAAAUGUCUGUCAGCAGAAUAAUUGCACGAAAUUUCUCUUCGUCGGUCAUUACACAACAACUUGUAAAGCCUCCAAUUCAAGUUUUUGGAUUAGAAGGCAGAUAUGCAACAGCUCUUUUUUCAGCUGCAUCCAAACAAAAGUCUCUUGAUGCAGUGGAAAAGGAUUUGGUUAAUUUUCAGGAUCUCCUGAAAAAAGAUACUAAAUUAGCAGAAUUUAUAAAAGAUCCUUCAAUAAAACGGAAAGAUAAGUCAGAAACUUUUAAAGUUAUUGGUAGUAAGGUUAGUAUGAAUGGAGCUACUGCAAACCUGUUGACAUUACUAGCAGAGAAUGGCAGAUUGGGGAAAAUCAAUCAAGUCAUUAAUUUGUAUAAAUUAAUCAUGGCUGCUAAUAGAGGAGAAGUAGUGUGUGAAGUGGUUACUGCUAAACCACUAGAUGUGGAUAUGAAGACAAAAUUGGAAUCAGCUCUCAAAGGUUUUUUGAAGAAAGGGCAAACUAUUUUGCUCACAACCAAAGUAGAUCCUUCUAUUAUUGGUGGUAUGCUUGUGUCAAUAGGUGACAAGUACGUAGAUAUGAGUGUGGCUAGUAAAAUUAAAAAGUAUAGUGAUCUCAUCCAAGCUACGGUAUAAUUGAUUGAGAUAUUUUUCUGGUAAGAUAAAGUAAUAAAGCACACUCCAUCACAUAUAACUGUAUUUGAAUGUUAUAUGUAAGUUAUUGAACAAUGAAUAAAAUAUAAACUUCAACAUA